Ictalurus punctatus (channel catfish) is the source of this 3366-nucleotide messenger RNA. It is a transcript of the gene twnk, whose product is annotated as twinkle mtDNA helicase. The transcript has 5 exons. Gene Ontology annotation, cellular component: mitochondrion. Gene Ontology annotation, molecular function: ATP binding; single-stranded DNA binding; 5'-3' DNA helicase activity. Gene Ontology annotation, biological process: mitochondrial DNA replication. Lineage: Eukaryota; Metazoa; Chordata; Actinopteri; Siluriformes; Ictaluridae. The record is from RefSeq and is a predicted model, not a curated record. Bases 372 to 2582 code for a protein of 736 amino acids.
UGGGUUGUGUUAAAGUCGUUGGGAAACGUAUAAGGUUCUGGCACGCGUGUCUGCAGAGUGUUUGGCGCGCGCCAUGCAGUGCAAUAUGUUAGUGUUUCCAGUCAUUCCGGUAUUUAGAAGUCUGAAGUUCGCCUGAAGCGGUUUAAUGCUGUUUAAUAUGAAUGUGUUGUCUUUUCUGAUGUUUUUUUAAUAUAUAUAAUCUGCGACUUUCAGUAAACGUGUAGAGAUUUAUUAGCCAGCUAAAUGGCGGAACAGCAACAGUUACCGCUAGAUGUUUAUCAGCGCUGAAUUAUCUUUGUGUUGUUUAUCAUGCUAAAAAGCACUUCCUCCAUUAUUUCUAUUGCAGAUCUGCUAUCGUGAAGUAGCAGUAAAUGUGGACGAGGGAUUUCCUGAGGAGGUCAGCCUGCCUCUUCUUACAAGGGCUGCCUUAUGGACUUCAUCGUCAGGUCCUAAGAUACAUGAACUGUAUUCAGGUGCACAGCUCUCUGCUGCAGUAUCCUGGCUGGAGAUCUUCUUGGUGUCACCUCUAUGGAGAAUCCAAACCUACAGCGAUCUUUUCUAUUAAUCCCUGCAGAACAUUAAAAAGAGAUGCAAAGUCUUCGAUAGACGUUCCUGUCCACCCCAUCACAGUGACAGACAUCAAGCAGUAUCUGCGCUCCAAGGGAAUUUCCUUUCACGAUGGUUAUAGCUGCUUACAUGCUAGCAGUAUUUUUGUCGAGCCAAAAUCACAAGUCCCGGAAAAAGCUGGGAAAGACAGCUAUACAAUGUUCAUUGACAAAAUGACGGGGCAGUUUCUCUGUAAAGAGACUCUAGUAGAAGGAAGCUGGGAAGACCUGCAGGACUGUCUGGAGGUGAUGCAGAAAGAGGGACAUACCUCAAUCAGCCCAGAUGUUUUGUUGAGCUACUCCGAGACUGUGGAGGAACAGGGGCAGAGGGAGAUGGAACUGAAAGAGGUGCACAGGAUUUGGAGCAGUGCCAUGAUGUUCUCAGAUCUACACGAAGAGGAAUUGCAGCUCAUCAAAACAAUGUUCCAGAUCACUAAGCUCAACACCACAACUCUGAAGAGGUUUGAGGUGAGAUUUUUUAAGCCAACUAAAAGUCUUGUGUUUCCCUGGUUUAAUGGACGAGACUUUAGCCUCCGAGGCAUAAAACUGCUGUCUGCUGCCACCAAAGAUGAUGGCCAAGUGGUGUAUACGGAAGCUAGUAUUCCCAAAUUAUCCAAUUACUACAACCUUUUUGGCCUUCCACUAGUAGGACGGAAGGAAACGGAGAUGGUACUCACGGGAAGUGAGAUUGACAGUAUGGCGGUGAGUCAGGCCACUGGCCUGCCUGCUUUGGCCUUGCCACGGGGGGUCAGUUGUCUGCCCCCGGUACUUCUUCCUUACCUAGAGCAGUUCAGGAAGGUCACACUGUGGCUGGGUGGGGACAUGCGUGCUUGGGAGGCUUCAAAAAUCUUCUCAAAGAAACUAGGAUUGAAGCGCUGUUCUCUUGUGCGCCCGGGGGAAUUUCAGCCAUGUCCUAAUGAGGCGCUGGUGCAAGGCAGGAACCUUGCGCGUAUUGUAAAGGCCUCCAUCCCUGCUGCCCACAAAUCUAUAGUGUCCUUUAAGCAGCUCAGGGAUGACGUGUUUGGAGAGCUAACCAACGUAGAGCAGGUGGCAGGAAUAAAGUGGGCCCGCUUUCCUGAGCUCAAUCGAAUCCUAAAAGGCCAUCGGAAGGGGGAGCUAACAGUAUUCACAGGUCCCACUGGCAGUGGGAAGACCACCUUCAUCAGUGAGUAUGCUCUUGACCUGUGUAUGCAGGGAGUGAACACACUGUGGGGCAGCUUUGAGAUCAAGAACGUACGUUUGGCCAAAAUCAUCCUGACCCAGUUCGCUAUGCAGAGACUGGAGGAAAACUUGGAGCAGUACGACUACUGGGCUGACAAGUUCGAGGAGCUUCCACUCUACUUUAUGACCUUCCAUGGACAACAGAAUGUUAAGACCGUGCUUGACACCAUGCAGCAUGCUGUUUACCUCUAUGACAUCAGUCACGUGAUCAUCGACAACCUGCAGUUUAUGAUGGGGCAGGAGAACCUGUCUGUGGACAAGUUUGCAGUACAGGACAGCAUUAUUGGAACUUUUAGAAAAUUUGCAACAAACAGUAGCUGUCAUGUGAGCCUGAUCAUCCAUCCUAGAAAAGAAGAAGAUGACAAAGAACUUCAGACAGCAUCCAUUUUUGGCACAGCUAAGGCCAGUCAGGAGGCCGACAAUGUACUGAUCCUUCAGGAGAAAAAGCUUGUUACCUGUCCCGGACGCAGAUCUCUGCAGGUGGCCAAGAACCGCUUCGAUGGGGAUGUGGGGAUUUUCCCUCUGGAGUUCAACAAGUCUUCACUUACUUUCUCAGCCCCAGUGAAGAGCAAGCAAAAACUGCGCAAGGUCAAAGGGGAGAAGACUGAGAAUUCAGAGACUGAAGUCAAGGAGAAAAAUGAGAAAGUCUCAAAGUCUGCAAAAGAACCUAAAACCCCAAAGACACUGAAGGACCCAUCAACCAGAAAGAAUGAAAUGAAUGGAGAAGGAAGAAGCAAUACUAAAGAUGAUGGUUGAAUGUUCAGAAAAAGUGAUGGUUGCAACACAACUGAGCUCAGACAAAAAUGUCAGGUGUUACUACAGGACAUCUGGUAAAUGCUCACAUUUUUUGCUAUUAAAUUAGUAAACAGUGAAUUGUAAUGGCUCAAAAUGGAAAUUUAGAAAGGAAUUUGGAUCUAUUGAAUCAGAUAAUAAUCUGCCAUUAAUAGAUUGAUGUUCAUCAGGAACUGGAAGCAGAAGGCUGUUGCUGAUUUGAUGUUGAAAUAUUAAAGCACACCAGGUUUUAAAAACAGUAUGUAACCCUGAUCACUGAGGAGUAUGUGCCUAAGGACAGAGGCCAUGACUUUUUUGCAUUCCUCUUGCAGUAUCCUCAGCAUAAAUGAACCUUCGCUGUUAAGGAUAAGCAUUCAAGUCCAUUAUGAUCUCAGUAUCGGAGAUAUGAGUAUUGACUGAUGCCGGAGUUGAUACUGACAUCCUACAUGAGACUUUGCAAGACACAGAUGUGAUGUUGACAUGCAUUAAUAUAAGCUGUGUCCAGAAAAGUACAAUAUAAAAAUUGUCAGUGAUUCAGGUUGAAAAUCCGAUCCGAUACCUAUCCAAAUUUCAGACCUGUAUCAGCCACAAUACUUAACAUUAAAUCAAAACAUUCACUAAUUCACCUUUUUUUUGUUAAAUGCAUCCAGUUAUAGCUGCAAGUAAAAUUGAAGCACGAUGGUUUUAUAUGAACUGUAAUAAGUGAAGUUUUGAUAUGUUAUAUAUAGUUUAUUUACUAUAUAAAAAAGUAAUAAACUAAUUAGAAGUA